GCCCAGAGGAACCAGCGACCUUGAGCAGCCCAUUCAGGGCGAAGUCAUGGUGGGCUGCUGAGCGGGAGGUGGGCGCGGGGCGGAGGCGAGAGGAAGCGCGCCCAUGGAGAACCCGGUGGCCCCCUGUGUCCUCUACCCAGGGGACGACCACGGCCGCGGGGCUGAGCCCGGGGACGGCUUUGCGCAUGGAGCGUGCGGCCAGCCCGGGGACCGGAGCGGCGCUGCCGAGGCUCCGGGAGAGGGCAGCCUGCAGCCGCCGGACGCGGCCGGGGGGGAGGGCGCCGCGUCCCCGGCGCAGACACCCUGCAGUCUCAGCGCGUCCCUGUGCUUCAGCUCCGGGGACGAGUCCCCGCCGCAGUCUCGCGCCUCCGCGGCGGAGGGCGCAGCGACCUCCCCGCCCUCGUGUCGCAGCGGCCAGCGGGUGGUGGAGACGCAGUGGGAAGUCGGCAGCGCGGGCGCCGGGUCCCCGGCGGAGCGCGCGUCGCCGGAAGAGCCCGCGUCCCUGGAAGAGCGCAGAUACCCCGAGGAGCCCGCGUCCCCCGAAGACCGCGCAUCCCCGGAAGAGUCCGUGUCCCUGGAGGAGCCCGCGUCCCCCGAGGAGCGCGCGUCCCCGGAAGACCCCGCGCCCCCCGAGGAGCCCGGGGACCCCGCGCCUCUGCCUCCCGGCGUCGGGCCCGAGCACGGGGAGCCCGACCUGGUCAUCGAGGUGUCGGGCCGCCGGCUGCGGGCGCACAAGGCGGUGCUGGCGGCGCGCAGCGACUACUUCCGCGCGCGCGCGUCGCGGGACGUGCUGCGGGUGCAGGGCGUGGGUUGGGCGGCGCUGCGGCUGCUGCUGGCCUACGCGUACAGCGGGCGCAUGGCGGGCGUGCGGCCCGAAAACGUGGCCGAGGUGGUGGCCGGCGCGCGCCGCCUGCAGCUGCCCUGCGCCGCGCAGCGCGCCACCGACGCCGUGGCGCCACAGCUGAGCCUGGCCAACUGCUACGAGGUGCUGAGCGCGGCCAAGCGGCAGCGGCUGGCCGAGCUGCGCGACGCCGCCUACCGCUUCAUGAGCGACCACUACCUGGAGGUGCUGCGCGAGCCCGCCGUCUUCGGGCGCCUGUCGGGCGCCGAGCGCGACCUGCUGCUGCGCCGCCGCCUGCGCGCCGGCCGCGCCCGCCUGCUGGCCGCCGCCCUGGGGCCGGCCGGGGAGCGCGCGGGCAGCCGGCCGCAGAGCCCGUCGGGGGAGGUGGAGGCCCGCGGCGAGGCCGCCGUCUACUGCCUCCACGAGGCGGCCGGCGAGUGGCGCGAGCUGACGCGGCUGCCCGAGGGCGCACCGGCACGGGGCUGCGGCCUGUGUGUCCUCUACAACUACCUCUUCGUGGCCGGAGGCGUGGGGCCCCCGGGGCCCGACGGCCGCGCGCGCCCGUCCGACCAGGUCUUCUGCUACAACCCGGCCACCGACCGCUGGAGCACCGUGCGGCCGCUGCGCCAGGCGCGCUCGCAGCUGCAGCUGCUGGCCCUGGACGGCCACCUGUACGCCGUGGGCGGCGAGUGCCUGCUCAGCGUGGAGCGCUACGACCCGCGCGCCGACCGCUGGGCCGCCGUGGCCCCGCUGCCCCGAGGCGCCUUCGCCGUGGCGCACGAGGCCACCACCUGCAACGGCGAGAUCUACGUGUCCGGGGGCUCGCUCUUCUACCGCCUGCUCAAGUACGACCCGCGGCGCGACGAGUGGCAGGAGUGCCCGUGCAGCAGCAGCCGCGAGCGCUCGGCCGACAUGGUGGCCCUGGACGGCUUCAUCUACCGCUUCGACCUCUGCGGGGCCCGCGGCGACGCGCAGGCGGCGGCCGGGCCCGGAGGGGUCAGCGUGCUCCGCUACCACUGCCUGGCCAAGCAGUGGAGCCGCUGCGCCUCGCACCUGCGGCCCCCGGGCGCGCCGUCCGGCCUGCAGCCCUUCCGCUGCGCCGCCCUGGACGGCACCAUCUACUGCGUGGGCCGCGCCGGCACCUGGCGCUUCGUGCCCCCGCAGGACGGCGAGCCCGGCGCGGACGCGGGCGCCGGCGGCAGCUUCGAGCCCGAGUCCCUGCGAGCCCCUUGGGACGCCCGGGGCGUGCUCUUCCCUUUCGUCCUCAACUUGCCGGAGAAGCCGGACAGAGGCGAGGAGGGUGCCGCGUAGGGCGGGCCCAGGCCACCUGGGCGUCUCCUUGGGCAGCCCUGGGACGAGGAGCUUCCCUU
Equus quagga is the source of this 2211-nucleotide messenger RNA. RefSeq names its product kelch repeat and BTB domain containing 11 (gene KBTBD11). Gene Ontology annotation, molecular function: protein binding. The transcript has a single exon. The coding region runs from base 104 to 2152 and encodes 682 amino acids. NCBI's taxonomy places the organism in Eukaryota, Metazoa, Chordata, Mammalia, Perissodactyla, Equidae. The record is from RefSeq and is a predicted model, not a curated record.